CCUUAAAAGAAACAAGUCAUUGCUAGAGCAAACAACAGUCACACUACGAGGACGAGUACUCAGGCAGACACGCAGGAAUACCACUACAGACAUCAACAACCCCAAAAAUGGAAAUCUACCGCCUAGCCGCUGUACAGGAUGCCAAUGGCAGCAUCACCAAAAAGAAAAUCUACAACGACGCAGUCGACUCUUCCCUUUCUUCCAAAGGCAGUCCUCUCUUCUCCUCAUGGCUGCCCCUUAUCCACAACAGCCUCUCUUCUCUCCUACGCUGGACGGGGACUUACCCGGCCGAGGUACAGGAGUCCCACCUCGCUUUCGUGCGUGAUGUCGUGGUCCCUCGCCUCAAACCGCCUGCCGCGGCCGACAGGCUGCACUACAUUGGGACGCACAAUCAUGGCAUUUACGAAGCAAGCCUCGCCUUUGCGUCUCACAAACCAGCCAGGGUGCGUUUUACGGUGCAGCCUCUAGUAGAUCCCAGCCCUGCACAGGGCGGUGACCUUUUGGGCCAGAAGGCAUUGCGCAGCAUACUGGACGGUAUGGCGUCUGCAUGCAGUGCGGACCGCACGUGGCUGGAUGCCUUUGUCAACUCCGUCUUCCUCACUGCCGAAGAGGAGGUGGCCUUGGUCGGCAAGAGAGCGAUGGCCGCCACCAGUGGAGAUGCUGAUGCUGCUGAUGGGCCGCUGCGGCAGAACGGUUUUAUCGCAUUCGAUCUCGAGGCCAAUAUGGGCGAGAACGAGAAGGCGGCCACCGUCAUGAAGGCGUACCUGUUCCCGCAGCUCAAGGCCGUCGCAACAGGCCAGAAGACAGUCAAUAUGACAGAUUCAAUCGUGAGGCGGCUUGCUGACGGCGACAAGGAGAUGUUGGCAGCCUGGGAACUGGUCAAAACGUUUCUUAUCACCGACGGUGGGGAAAAGACCAACAUAGAUUUCCUCGCCAUCGACUGCCUGGCACCCGCCAAUGAGCCUCGCUUCAAGAUAUACACCUCCACCCGCUUCAAGUCGCUUGCCGCGGUUCGUGAAGUCUUCACUCUGGGUGGCCUUCUUCCCCGUUCCUCAGCCGACUUUCUGUCACAAAUAUGGCCCCAGCUCAUGGACAUGGAAGACGUUCCCCAGGCUGCAAUGGAAGACCUGGAAAAGCCGCUCAACAAUCCCGAUAGCCAUCACAAAGGGGUUGGGUUUGCUUUCUCAGUGGUGCCAGGCCAGGCAGUUCCUCAAAUCAAGAUGUACGUGCCUAUGUGGCAGUUCGCGCGUGACGAGACCAGAAUCGUGGAGUGCUACCAGCGUGUGCUCCAGACGCAGGGGACAAUGGGGGAUUACGACAUUAACGCUGCUAUCCAGGGCGCUUUUGAAAAACAGAGAGAGACAAGCCUACAUACUUUUGCAUCUAUUAUCUCUUCUGCAAAGGGCUUGGAACUCACUACCUACUUAGGGCCUAGGGUUUGGGAGUAAGCUUUACCGGUUUGCUAUUCUAGUAAAUACCUUCAGUAUAAUGUUACUGCUGUUAGCCUGGGAGAGAAUAUUGUACUAGGCAUCUGUAUUAGUGUAGCUUAGGUUUUUAAGGCUAAUGAAUAUACAUAACAUAG
Colletotrichum navitas is the source of this 1582-nucleotide messenger RNA. RefSeq names its product aromatic prenyltransferase. The transcript has 2 exons. Bases 108 to 1448 code for a protein of 446 amino acids. NCBI's taxonomy places the organism in Eukaryota, Fungi, Ascomycota, Sordariomycetes, Glomerellales, Glomerellaceae. Gene Ontology annotation, molecular function: transferase activity, transferring alkyl or aryl (other than methyl) groups. The record is from RefSeq and is a predicted model, not a curated record. Gene Ontology annotation, biological process: alkaloid metabolic process.